Messenger RNA from Cryptococcus wingfieldii CBS 7118, 1710 nucleotides. Its product is annotated as D-aminoacylase. The transcript has 7 exons. The record is from RefSeq and is a predicted model, not a curated record. NCBI's taxonomy places the organism in Eukaryota, Fungi, Basidiomycota, Tremellomycetes, Tremellales, Cryptococcaceae. Gene Ontology annotation, molecular function: hydrolase activity, acting on carbon-nitrogen (but not peptide) bonds. Bases 1 to 1710 code for a protein of 569 amino acids.
AUGCUUCCCGACAUUCUCUUCAUCUCUCCCACCAUUAUCUCUGGCGCAGAAGACGCCAUCCCCUACCCCGCCGAUGUCCUCAUUUCUGCUGAUACCGGCCUCAUCACCACCAUCGCCCCGCCAUUUACCCUCUCGUGUCAGCUCUUAUUCGAGAGGUCGAAGGCGCGCGAGAGGGGUGAUAAAGUGCAAGAGGUAAAGGAGAUAGAAGCCGAGGGGCUGGUCCUUUGCCCGGGAUUUAUUGACCUGCAUGCGCAUUCGGAUCUGUAUGUGUUGACGCAUCCGGAUCAUAUAGCAAAGGUCUCUCAGGGAUGUACUACCGAAGUCCUGGGCCAAGACGGCAUUUCCUACUCUCCCAUCUCCUCUCCCUCGCAACUGACCGCCAUACGCUCCCAAAUCGCUGCUUGGAACGGCAACCCCAACCCUGCAGACUACCCAGAGGUGACGGGUUUGUUUGAGUGGAAGAGCACAGGGGACUAUUUGGAUUGUUUGGAGAGGAAUGGGGUGAGCGUCAACGUCUGUACGCUUGUGCCGCAGGGCAAUUUGAGGUUACUAGCCUGCGGACCAUGGGACAAGAUCGCCACGGCUGACGAGAUCGAGCAACAAGGCCAGCUGCUACGCAAAUCCAUGCGCGAAGGUGCCGUCGGCAUGUCUUCAGGCCUGACAUACACCCCGGGGAUGUACGCCUCCACCUCCGAGCUCUCCACCUUAUGUACCAUCCUCGCCCAAGAAUUCCCCGGAAGCUUCUAUGCGCCGCAUCAUAGGAGCUACGGGUACAAGGCGUUGGAGAGCUAUGGCGAGAUGUUGGGUUUGGCAAAGGAUACGGGGUGUGCUGUUCAUUUAACACACGCAACUUUAAACUUUCCCGAAAACACCUCGAAAGCCCCGCUCCUUCUCUCUCUCAUUGACUCCCACCGUUCCCUCGGGUGCGACAUUACCCUGGACACAUACCCUUACCUUCCCGGAUGCACCACUCUUUCUUCUCUGCUUCCUUCCUGGGCGUCUGCGGGCGGGCCGGAGGAGACGAUGAGGAGGUUGAAGGAUGAAGUUUGUAGGGAGAAGAUUAGGAGGCAGGUGGAGAUUGAGGGGUGUGAUGGGGGCCAUGGGAUCCCUACGGAUUGGGGAGUUAUUGCCAUCGGAUCCACCUCCAACCCGGCCCUAUCCCACCUCAACGGCCGGCUCAUCUCCGAAAUCGCCCGCUCCUCCUCCCUUCCGCCCAUCGCCGUUUUCUUUGACAUUCUGUUGCAAGACAAGCUGGGCACGAGCUGCGUGAUGCAUAUAGGCAAUGAAGAGAAUGUGCGGAUGAUUAUGGGGCAUGAGACGCAUUGUGCGGGGUCGGAUGCGAUCUUGCAUGGUGAGGGGUUACAUCCCAGGGCUUAUGGCACAUUCCCGCGCUUCCUAGGACACUACUCCCGCGACCUCAGCCUCAUCCCCUUACCCAACAUGAUCGCCCACAUGACCUCCCGUCCCGCCAAACGGCUCUCCCUCUUCCCCCUCCGCGGUCUGAUUGCCCCCGGCUCAUUCGCCGACAUUGUCGUCUUUGACCCAAAGACGAUCAAGGAUAAGAGUACGUUUGACAAACCGAAAGAGAGGGCGGAGGGAGUCAAGUGGGUUGUGGUGGGGGGCAAGGUGGUGGUUGGGGAUGGGGAGGUUUUGAAGGGUGUCAGGGGAGGGAAGGUGUUGAGGAGGAGGGAGGGCGGGAAGGUUUGGUGA